Messenger RNA from Amphimedon queenslandica, 996 nucleotides. RefSeq lists its product as uncharacterized. The transcript is spliced from 3 exons. Lineage: Eukaryota; Metazoa; Porifera; Demospongiae; Haplosclerida; Niphatidae. Bases 216 to 839 code for a protein of 207 amino acids. The record is from RefSeq and is a predicted model, not a curated record.
AUAAACAACAUCUUUUACUCUCUCUAGAUGUGCUUGGACAUCCAUUCGGCCGAGUCCCUUCUCCUAGACCUUUUCAGCGCAAUGAGGAAGAGAGUAAAGUGAUAUUAUCAGAUACUGCUGAUCCAAUUGGUAAAGAAGUACUUGCAGUAUUAGGCUAUACCACUAAAGUCUACUUCAAUGCUUGCUGUAACCCUAGUCCACUCUUUGACGAUACCAUGGUCCUCCGUUGUCUACCGUUGUCCAUUGGUCCAGGGUACAUCGGUGAUACUAUACAGGAGCUGGUUCAGUUAUUAUUGAAGUUAUGUAAGGACCCGUUGGAUGCCAUUAAGCUUCUUCCAGACGAGGCCAGUGGUGUACAGGUACAUGCUGUGUCUCCCGUCACUGGGGGCGUGGCCACAAGACAUUUUAUCUCGCCCACUAAACUCUCAAGUUAUUGGAGUGAUGUGUAUUAUUAUGGUAAUUUGUUUAAAUGUUGCGAGAACUUUCUAUCGGCAACUCCUCCUUCGUCUCCUUGCCUCUUGUGUCACUCUUUUGAAUCCUUUGCUGAGAAUCUUGAAAUCAUUGAUAGUGAAGUCACUCCCAGUACUCUGAGCAAUCAAGAUGAUCAGUUUGUUCCACUUGCUGCUAGCGAAACUGUUACCGUGGUGACAGAGGACCACCCUUCUCCUGAUGGAAUCCAUUAUGUUGCUUAUUCACGUCCUCAAAACACGACUGAGGAGACCACGCCCACUAUUGUAAGACGUAGCUCUCGUAAAAGGACGGGUACCACCACUCCCAGUGGAACCAGUAGCACUACCACUGGAGAGGAAGAGAACAGAACUAAGAGAAUAUGUAGUUGAUGGAACCUUCAUUCUACCAUAUACUGAUACACUGAUCAGUUAACGCAGCCAUUAUACAUGUUGAUCCACUAGUCCCAUUCUGUUUAAAUCGUCCAUCACAAAAAUGCACUAUACUAAUAAUUUUUUGAUAUUUUUAGUUCCCAUUCCAGUUGCACUA